Messenger RNA from Lentinula edodes (shiitake mushroom), 336 nucleotides. RefSeq lists its product as uncharacterized. Gene Ontology annotation, molecular function: RNA binding. The record is from RefSeq and is a predicted model, not a curated record. The transcript is spliced from 6 exons. Gene Ontology annotation, cellular component: U5 snRNP; precatalytic spliceosome; U4/U6 x U5 tri-snRNP complex. Gene Ontology annotation, biological process: spliceosomal snRNP assembly; RNA splicing. Bases 1 to 336 code for a protein of 111 amino acids. Lineage: Eukaryota; Fungi; Basidiomycota; Agaricomycetes; Agaricales; Omphalotaceae.
AUGAGUCAAUAUGUUCACGUCCCAAAAUCUGAACUAGACGAGGCCCAGUUGCGGCAGCUCGAGGAGCAUGAAAUCUCGCAGGGUCCUCUGUCAGUCCUGCAACAAGCAGUCAGAAAUCAUGCUCAAGUGCUCAUCUCUUUGCGGAACGAUAAGAAGCUGUUGGCCCGUGUGAAGGCGUUUGAUAGGCACUGUAACAUGGUCCUAGAGAAUGUCAAAGAGAUGUGGACGGAAAUCCCCAAAGGAAAGAACAAGAAGCCGGUCAACAAAGAUAGAUUCAUUAGCAAAAUUUUCCUUCGUGGGGACUCAGUUAUCCUCGUUCUACGCAACCAAGCAUGA